Molecule: messenger RNA, 1536 nt
Organism: Prorocentrum cordatum
Lineage: Eukaryota; Dinophyceae; Prorocentrales; Prorocentraceae
Source: the annotation of a GenBank genome assembly
AUGGAUAGGCGCUUGCUCGCUUUCAGGAAAGCAGCUGGCGAGGCAGCCAACAAGGCAGCCAACGAAGCAGCCUACGAGGCACCCAGCGAGGCGGCCAACGAGGCCUCCGACGAGGCAGCCCGCGGGGCAGCCAAAAAAACAGCCGUCGAGGCAACUGGCGAAGCAGCCAGCGAGGCGGCCAACGAGGUAGCCCACGAGGCACGAGGCAGCCAACGAGGUAGCCCACGAGGCAGCCAGCCAGGCAGCGAGGCGGUCGACAGGGCAGCCAGCAAGGCAACCAACGAGGCCACCGACACAGCACCCGGCAAGGCAACCAACGAGGCAGCCAACGAGACAACCAACGAGGCAGCCAACGAGACAGCCAACAAAGCAGCCAACGAGGCAGCCAUCGAGGCAGCCAGCAAGGCAGCCAACAGGCAGCCGAGCAGGCAGGCCACCAGGAACCAGCACGUCGCAAUGCGCCGCUUGCAUGACAGCGGCAUGGGCGUCAAGAGGAUCGCCGCGGCCUUGAGCCGCUCCACGGACACCGUCUCGAAGCAUUUGUUCAAAAAGAACACGACCAAGAAGUCCAAGGGCCGCCCGAAGCAUUCCAUCCGCACCCCCAAAGGGUUUCUCGCUGCCCAGCGCGCUUACAAGAAGCUUCUGAAGUCCUCGGGCGGCACAAAGGAAGUGACGGCAGCCAUGCUGAAGUCCGAGAUGAAGUUGAAAUGCGACAUCGAGACAGUGCGCCGCGAGUUUGCUGAGAAUGGCUACCAGUUCCGCCCGCUGUACGAGAAGCCUGACCUUUCUGAUGGGGACAAGAAGGAGCGCCUGCAGUGGGCCCGCGAGCACAAGCACCGGAGCCCCAGCCAGUGGUCACAGUACGUCCACGCGUGCAUGGACAACAAGGUGUUCCAGGUGCUGCCCAAUGCGAAGUACAGGAAGGUGGCGGCAAAGCGCAAGGUUCGCGGGGUGUACAGGAAGCGCAAGCGGGACUUCUCCGUGGGCCACGUCAAGCCGAGCAACCCUAAGGUUCUGAAGCAGAGUUCGGGCAAGGGCUCCGUGACCAUCGCGUGCGCCAUCGGCGCGGGCAAGGUGUUGAUGUGGCACCAGGUGGUCGGCAGGUGGAACGCCGCAGCCGCGGGGCGAAUGUACUCGGGGGCGCUCCAGCCCGCUUUGAAGAGGGCCUACCCUUCCGUGCGCGGCAAGUUCCGCGUCAUGGAAGACAACGACCCCACGGGCUACAAAUCUCGCUCGGGCAUGGCGGCGAAGAAGUCCGCUGGCAUCCAGACGUUGGACUUGCCGAAGCGGUCCCCUGAUCUGAUGCCGCUUGAUUUCGCCUUCUGGGCCAAUCUGAACAAGCGCAUGAGGGGGCAGGAGAAGGACUGGCCCGCGAGCAAGACGGAGACGCGGGCGCAGUACCUGGCCCGGCUGCGCCGCACGGCGUUGGCGACGCCUUCUGAGUACAUCCACAGCAUCAUGGGCAGCCUGCACAAGCGCUGCGGCUUGUUGGUCGAGGCGAAGGGCGGCCACUUCGCCGAGGGCGGUGGGAACUGA